CUGUCCAUCUCUCAGAAAUCCAGCUCUGUCUCACUAUGGAGGCCACAACCUGUAAUGGCUCAGUGGACAGAACCCCCGUCUUCUACCUGGUGGGCAUCCCCUCUCUACCAGAGUUCUUCUUCCUCCCCAUGUUCUUUAUUUUCCUCCUAUUCUACCUUCUCAUUCUCACAGGUAAUGCCCUGAUUCUGGUGGCCGUGGUGGCAGAGCCAAGCCUUCACAAGCCCAUGUACUUCUUUCUGAUCAACCUCUCAGCCUUAGAUAUUCUUUUCACCACAACUACCGUCCCCAAGAUGCUGUCCCUAUUCCUGCUUGGGGACCACUUCCUCAGCUUUCCUUCCUGCUUACUGCAGAUGUACCUCUUUCAAAGCUUUACAUGCUCAGAAGCCUUCCUCCUGGUGGUCAUGGCCUAUGACCGCUACAUGGCCAUCUGCCACCCACUGCACUACCCCGUCCACAUGACCCCACAGACUAAUGCUGCACUGGCGGCCAGUGCCUGGCUCACUGCCCUCCUCCUGCCCGUCCCAGCGGUGGUGAAGACUUCCCAGAUGGCAUAUAACAACAUUGCCUACAUCUAUCAUUGCUUCUGUGACCACUUUUCUCUAGUCCAGGCCUCCUGCUCCGACACCACCCCCCAGACCCUCAUGGGCUUCUGCAUCGCCAUGGUGGUCUCCUUCCUCCCCCUUCUCCUGGUGCUUCUGUCCUACGCUCACAUCCUGGCCUCGGUGCUUCGCAUCAGCUCCCGAGAAGGACGUUCCAAGGCCUUCUCCACCUGCAGCUCCCACCUCCUGGUGGUGGGCACCUACUACUCGUCCAUUGCCGUGGCCUAUGUGGCCUACAGGGCUGACCUGCCCCUGGACUUCCACAUCAUGGGCAAUGUGGCCUAUGCUAUUCUCACACCAAUUCUUAACCCGCUCAUUUAUACCCUGAGAAAUAAGGAUGUCAAGGCUGCCAUCAUGAAAAUUGCAUAUCUCAAAAACCAGGCAGGGACAGGGACAUUUAACCUUUAAAUGCAGCCAAUUCUGCUCCCAGGAC
Messenger RNA from Marmota flaviventris (yellow-bellied marmot), 1032 nucleotides. It is a transcript of the gene Or2at4, whose product is annotated as olfactory receptor family 2 subfamily AT member 4. Gene Ontology annotation, biological process: G protein-coupled receptor signaling pathway. The record is from RefSeq and is a predicted model, not a curated record. Gene Ontology annotation, cellular component: membrane. Gene Ontology annotation, molecular function: G protein-coupled receptor activity; olfactory receptor activity. Lineage: Eukaryota; Metazoa; Chordata; Mammalia; Rodentia; Sciuridae.